Messenger RNA from Nannospalax galili (Upper Galilee mountains blind mole rat), 1785 nucleotides. It is a transcript of the gene Mapk3, whose product is annotated as mitogen-activated protein kinase 3. The record is from RefSeq and is a predicted model, not a curated record. Gene Ontology annotation, molecular function: ATP binding; MAP kinase activity. NCBI's taxonomy places the organism in Eukaryota, Metazoa, Chordata, Mammalia, Rodentia, Spalacidae. The transcript has 9 exons. The coding region runs from base 11 to 1153 and encodes 380 amino acids. Gene Ontology annotation, biological process: intracellular signal transduction; protein phosphorylation. Gene Ontology annotation, cellular component: nucleus; cytoplasm.
AGGAGUGGAGAUGGCGGCGGCGGCGACGGCUCCGGGGGGCGGGGGCGGGGAGCCCCGGGGAACCGCUGGGGUCGGCCCAGGGGUCCCGGGGGAGGUGGAAGUGGUGAAGGGGCAGCCGUUCGACGUGGGCCCGCGCUACACGCAGCUGCAGUAUAUCGGCGAGGGCGCGUACGGCAUGGUCAGCUCUGCUUAUGACCAUGUGCGGAAGACUCGAGUGGCCAUCAAGAAGAUUAGCCCCUUCGAGCAUCAGACCUACUGCCAGCGCACACUGAGGGAGAUCCAGAUCUUGCUGCGCUUCCGUCAUGAGAAUGUCGUAGGCAUUCGAGACAUUCUUCGAGCACCCACCCUGGAAGCCAUGAGGGAUGUCUACAUCGUUCAGGACCUCAUGGAGACAGACCUAUACAAGUUGCUUAAGAGCCAGCAGCUGAGCAACGACCACAUCUGCUAUUUCCUCUACCAGAUCCUACGGGGCCUCAAGUAUAUCCACUCAGCCAACGUGCUCCACCGGGAUCUGAAGCCCUCCAAUCUGCUCAUCAACACCACCUGCGACCUUAAGAUCUGCGAUUUUGGCCUGGCCCGGAUUGCUGACCCUGAACAUGACCACACUGGCUUUCUGACAGAGUAUGUGGCCACACGUUGGUACCGAGCCCCAGAGAUCAUGCUUAACUCCAAGGGCUACACCAAGUCCAUCGACAUCUGGUCUGUGGGCUGCAUUCUGGCUGAGAUGCUUUCCAACCGGCCAAUAUUUCCUGGCAAGCACUACCUGGACCAGCUCAAUCACAUUCUAGGUAUCCUGGGCUCCCCGUCCCAGGAGGACCUAAAUUGUAUCAUCAACAUGAAGGCCCGAAACUAUCUACAGUCUUUGCCCUCUAAGACUAAGGUGGCCUGGGCCAAGCUUUUUCCCAAGUCUGACUCCAAAGCUCUUGACCUGCUGGACCGGAUGUUAACCUUCAACCCUAACAAGCGCAUCACAGUGGAGGAAGCGCUGGCUCACCCCUACCUAGAACAGUACUAUGACCCCACAGAUGAGCCAGUGGCUGAGGAGCCGUUCACAUUUGCUAUGGAGCUGGAUGAUCUCCCCAAGGAGCGGCUGAAGGAGCUGAUCUUCCAAGAGACAGCCCGCUUCCAGCCAGGGGCAUCAGAAACUCCCUAACAAGAAAAGAUAAUCCCUCCCCCUCCAGGGCCUGGUCCUGUUCCUACCUGAUCCUUCCCCACCAGAUUGUUAGAAAAUGGACAUUGCUCAACCCAGACCCUGGAAACCCAGGCUGGACCAAGGGUGGGCCCGGCCACCUUCUCUUACUCUGCUGGGGUCUCCUGCUUCCCGCAGGCUCCUCCUACCCCCAUCCCCUGCCUCUGUCUCCCCGGGACCUGAGUGGUGAGGUGGUCCCAGAGCUGAUCUCUGCUGCUCUGCUUUGUCUACCCUUGCUAGCCCAGGCUCUGGUAGACCAUUCUAGAAUGGAAGGGCUCUGGCUGCCCUAGGACCUAUGCUAUGGAGGAGUGGGGGCGCUGAGUAGGGACUCAGGGUGAGCCCUACCCUGCUCACUCAUUGGCGCUCUACCCCAUUUUCCCUGAAGGAACAUUCCUAAGUCUCAAGGGCUCGUUUCCCUGAGGAGCCAGGCCCAGGUCAAACCCCCUGCCUCUCCAAGCUGCCACAUGUAAUGCCCUUGCUGCUUCUGUGUGUGGGUGAGAGGAAGUGGAGGUGGGGGCCUGUGGAGAGUCGGUGCCCCUGCCCACCUUCCUGUGCCUGUAUCUAAUAUAUAAAUAUAGAGAUGUGUAUAUGGAUAA